This is a messenger RNA of Marasmius oreades (fairy-ring Marasmius), 1633 nucleotides long. RefSeq lists its product as uncharacterized. The coding region runs from base 442 to 1596 and encodes 384 amino acids. The record is from RefSeq and is a predicted model, not a curated record. Lineage: Eukaryota; Fungi; Basidiomycota; Agaricomycetes; Agaricales; Marasmiaceae. The transcript is spliced from 4 exons.
GCACAGCUUCACAGGCUUCAUACUGUACCUCCCGCACGGGGAAACUACAAACCUGGGAUAUCUACUCAACUUCGGUUCGGAGUCUAUCACUCAGAUUGAACAGCGUCGAACAAUGUCGAAUUGAAAUCUUCGAGUAUAUGUCUGUCAGAACUUACCUUGGUUGGAGACAGGAAGGACAUUUGACCAAAUGUUGAUGAAGGACUGAGUAUCUGACGUUUAAGGAGGUUCAAUUGUGUCCGUUAACGUUGGCAGUUUGAUGAACGGUAUUACCGCCAGGUCUCACGUAAAUCGGACGACUGAACCCUCAUUUUUUUCGGACGAGGGCCAAAAAGGUUUGAAACGUUGAUUACCGAUCCCCGUGUUAAAAACCGUCAUUUCUUUCCCGUUCUCUUCCUCCCGUUCUUCACGACGUUAAACGACCCGGUGAACAGCACGACGCAAAUGGUUCAGCACAAUUCCUUUCCUUCACUUCCUCCAGAGGUCACGGAUUGCAUCAUCGACCACUGUCAUUCCGACGCAGAAGUCCUUUCGACGUGCGGGAUGGUAUGCAAAUCAUGGUAUCCUGCAAGCAGGUACCAUCUCUUCGCUGCGGUCGAAGUCUCGAGGGACCAAGGGAAAGAUUUUCAUGAGGUCCUCAGCAUGCCCGCCGUCUCAGCCGUAACGGUAGUGCCAUACCUUCAGGAACUCUCCCUCCACUUGCGAGUCGGAGAUACAGAGAGUUGGCUAUCGAGUCUGGUAUCUGCACUGCCCGAGUAUGUCCCACUCCGUACUCUCAGGAUCUUCUGUCACGGCGUCGAGCUCUCGAAUGAACUCAGACACAAAUUUACCACAACCUUUCGGUCCAUCACAUCGCUCUCACUAUUCGAAUCCACUCUUUUACGUCGGUCACUAGCCAGCGAUGUGAAGUUUAUUUGCUCUUUUCAAGACUUGACGACCAUCCUGUUCUACGGGCAUCAUCGCAAUGAAAUGGAUAUUAGUAGCAAUGUGGAGCUUCCCGCUCAUGUUCAUACACUCAAGUUGGACCUUCCUAGUCCUGCAAAUGAAGCGUUCAUACGUUGGUUGCUUUCGCACCGUCGGAUUCCUACCGUUUCUACACUGCGCAUCUUCAGAAUCACGGACGAUAGUAACCCUGCGUUGCAAUCGUAUUUACGAGCUUGCAAGGGUGAACUGACGGACCUGAUGCUGUUUCUCUAUCAAUGUAGGACAGAUCCGGCGGAAUUCGACCUUUGCCAACACACAACAUUGAAGAACAUAUAUUUGAAUCUCAAUGGUACUUCAACUACCCGCACCGCGCACGAAAUAUUAUCUACCAUUCAAUUGAGCGACCUCGAGAACAUUAUUCUGCGUAUCAGCUCAUACGAACUCGCUGAGGUGGAGAACUGGGUUCAGUUGGACGAGCUUUGGACGUCUAAAACCUUCUCAAAGUCAAUGAAGGUGACGAUUGCUAUAGACGAACACGGACUUUAUGAAAAUAGGAUGAAGGAAAGACUCCCGAAAUGUGUUGCCAGCGGACAAAUAGACAUCGUUUAUACCGGCACCCCUAAUAUCGCAACAAGUUACGUAGACGAAGUUUACUCUCGAAUGAAGUGUUUCUAGAAUUAACUAGCCACCUCCCAUCUAUUAUGUAUGCGGG